Molecule: messenger RNA, 3511 nt
Organism: Engraulis encrasicolus (European anchovy)
Lineage: Eukaryota; Metazoa; Chordata; Actinopteri; Clupeiformes; Engraulidae
Exons: 20
Coding region: 1-3375 (1124 amino acids)
Biological process (GO): neutrophil migration
Cellular component (GO): apical plasma membrane; cell surface
Source: RefSeq, a predicted model, not a curated record
AUGUGGCUGACAGAACCACACCCAACACAAGAAGACGGUAUCGUCACUAGGGAGGUGUGUGGGCACUUUGGAAGUAAUUGUUGCUUCCACUGGAUUUCCAUCCGAGUGAAAAUGUGUCCAGGAAACUAUGCCGUUUAUGAACUCCAGUGGAUAUUGAUAGUGCAGAGGGUCGUUAGAGAAGCUGAGAAGAGAGAUGGAGUUGAAAUGGAGAUCAGUGAUCCUGCUUCUCUGCUCUUAUGCUGCUGUGACACGGUUCAAGAAGAUGGUAUUGUGGCCAGGGAGGUUUGUGGGCACGCAGGAAGUAAUUGUUGCAGCUUGAAAAUCCCGUCCAUCCGGGUGAAAAUGUGUCCAGGAAACUACGCCGUUUAUGAACUAGUGAGACCUAAGGAACUUUCUCCAGCCCCUACUACCCAAGAUCUUACCAUGACAACACCUACUGUGCUGGAAGGUUGCUGUAUCUGUGAUUACGUCACCGUCUACGAUGGCCCGUCCACAGGCUACAGUCAGCUGGGGAAACUCUGCCACAACUCCUCCCAGGCUGCCUUCCACUCCUCCUCCAACCACCUGACUGUGCUCUUCAGAAGUGACAACUCUGGAGUCAGUCGUGGCUUCCAGGCUGAGUUCAUCAGCUCCCUAUCUACUGAUGACGGUCAAGUUCAGUGUUCAGGCGACAAUAUGAAAAUUGUCAUCUCGAGAGCUUUCCUGCGCUCUCAGGGAUAUGACAAUGGCAAUGACCUGUACGUCAAUGAUGAACACUGUAGACCAUCCAUCACCAGCUACCAAGUCAUCUUCAACUUCCCCCUCAACCGCUGUGGAACUUUCAGAGAGUUCAAAGGUGGCCGGGUGAUCUACCAUAAUGCAGUGCGGGCGUAUCGAUCCAGCAUUGGGGAAAUCACACGCCAAUCAACAUUCAAGCUGUCUGCUGUCUGCCAUAUGGAUUCUGACUCUGUGUCACAGAUAAUGUACAUCGCCCAUGAGAGACCUAAUUUUAACAUAACUGGAACAGGCCGUUUCAAUACCACUAUGGCUUUCUACGCUACGUCCAGCUUCCACCAGCAAGUCUAUGGCAGCCCUUACUAUGUUGAACUCAAUGAGAAUGUGUACGUCCAGGUGAGCCUGAGGAGACCUGACAGCAGUCUUGCCGUCUUCCUGGAUACCUGCGUGGCCUCCCCAAAUCCACAUGACCAUGCUGAUCACCGCUCCUAUGACAUCGUGGUGAACGGGUGUCCCAGAGAUGACACAUACCGCGUCUACACAGCUGGCACUCAGCCUUACGCAAGGUUCUCCUUCCAAGCCUUCAAGUUCCUGCGGACCCAUAACACCGUGUACUUGCAGUGCAACGUCUUCAUCGGCCCUGCCGACGUCAACAACUCCCGCUAUGGCCAGGGCUGCCAGAGGCGCGUGGCUCGAAAUGUGGCUUCCCCUGGAGACCACAGUGAAAUCCUGGUCCUGGGACCCAUUAAGCUCAGAGCUGAAGAGCCAGAUCCUUGUGACCACUACACUGUGCUGAAUGACACCUGGAGGUCCACCACCAACCAGGACCAAUCAGUCCUCAAGUGUGACGGUUCCAUCCAGUUCCACGGCUGGUACCGCAUGUUCUAUGAGGGGCAGAGUGUCCGCAUGCCAGACAGCUGUGUGCCAAAAAGACGAUGUGGAACUCAUGCCCCCCUGUGGCUGAAUGGCACACACCCCAAACCAGAGGAUGGCAUCGUGACCAGGAGGGUGUGUGGAAGUUGGGACCUUGGCUGUUGCCAAUUCCAAUCCACACCCAUCCGGGUGAAAAUGUGUCCUGGAAACUACGCCGUUUAUGAACUAGUGAGCCCGUACGGUUGCUAUGUUGCAUACUGUGCAGAUGUGCCCAGUGCUCCAACCACUCUACCAACAACUCCAGUUACUACAGAUCCAACCACAACAACAGCUGGUGUCACCCAUGAUUACACCUGCCAACACGGCUGUGGCUAUGACUACGCCAUGUGCUCUUGCUCAUACCGCUGUCGAGAACAGGGAAACUGCUGUUUUGACUAUGACGAUUAUUGCCAUCCAACCUCAACUACUACAACCUCAACCUCAACCUCAGCUACAACUACAACUCCACCCUCAACAACAGCAGAGUCUCAUCCGCCAUGUGGAGGGGACCUCAGUGGAUCUGGAACCUUCUCCAGCCCCUACUACCCAAACUAUUACCAUGGCAACGCCUACUGUGUGUGGAGGCUGUCUGCUCCCUCUGGCCAGAGGGUUCUGCUGACUUUUACAGACCUGGAGUUGGAUCGCUGCUGUUCCUGUGAUUACAUCACUGUCCACGACGGCCCGUCCACAGGCUCCAGACAGCUGGUGAAAAUCUGCCACAACUCCUCCCAGGCUGCCUUCCACUCCUCCUCUAACCACCUGACUGUGGUCUUCAGAAGUGACAAAUCUGGAGUCAGUCGUGGCUUCCAGGCUGAGUUCAUCAGCUCUCUGUCCUCUGACAACGGUGAAAUUCAGUGUUCAGGCGACAACAUGAACAUUGUCAUCUCGAGAGCUUUCCUGCGCUCUCAGGGAUAUGACAAUGACUAUGACCUGUACGUCAAUGAUGAACACUGUAGACCUUCCAAAACCAGCAACCAAGUCAUCUUCAACUUCCCCCUCAACCGAUGUGGAACUGUCAGAAAGGUCAAAGGUGGUCAGGUGAUCUACCAUAACGCAGUGCGGGCGUAUCGAGCCAACGCUGGGGAGAUCACACGUCAAUCAACAUUCAUGCUGUCUGCCGUCUGCCACAUGGAUUCCGACUCUGUGUCACAGACAAAGUAUAUAGCCCAUGAGAAACCUAAUUUCACCAUCACUGGAACAGGGCAUUACAACACCACUAUGACUUUCUACGCUUCGUCCAGCUUCCGCCAGCAAGUCCAUGACAGACCCUACUAUGUUAAACUCAAUGAGAAAGCGUAUGUGCAGGUGAGUUUGAGGAGACCUGACAGCAGUCUUGUCCUCUUCCUGGAUACCUGUGUGGCCUCCCCAAAUCCACACGACCAUGCCGAUCACCGCUCCUAUGACAUCGUCGUGAACGGGUGUCCCAGAGAUGCCACAUACCGUGUCUACACAAAUGGCACCCAGCCUUACGCAAGGUUCUCCUUCCAAGCCUUCAAGUUCCUGCGGACCCAUAACACCGUGUACUUGCAGUGCAAGGUCCUCAUCUGCCCUGCCAACGACGAUAACAAGUCCCGCUGUCGCCAGGGCUGCCAGAGACGCAAGACCCGAAGCCUGGCCUCCACCGGACACCACACAGACACUUUGGUCCUGGGACCCAUCAAGCUCAGAGAUCCUAAGAAGCCUGUGGCGGAACAGCUGGAGGACUUGGUGGCAAAGGCAGAAGAAUCCACUGAUGAUGUCAUCAACUAAUCAAUCAUCUCUUCUCCUCCUCAACUAUCUACCAAUCAUGUCUGACACAGAGGCGCCGUAUCACACUCAAAGACACUCUAAUGAAAUUAAUAUAUUGUGCUUUUUUCCUUCUAUGUACUUUAAAAUGAUUAUUAAA